Staurois parvus is the source of this 501-nucleotide messenger RNA. Lineage: Eukaryota; Metazoa; Chordata; Amphibia; Anura; Ranidae. The record is from the annotation of a GenBank genome assembly.
CAGUGUGGCAUUAUGUGUUUACGGAGGUUGAACUAUGACAGGAAAGAACUAGAGAGGAGAAGAGAUGAAAGUCAAAAUGAAAUUAAAGAUGUCAUUGUCUGGAGCAAUGACCGGGUCAUCAAUUGGGUAUUGUCCAUUGGACUUAAAGAAUAUGCAAAUAAUCUUCUAGAAAGCGGUGUUCAUGGUUCUCUGAUUGCCUUAGAUGAGACAUUUGAUCAUAACACAUUGGCUUUGCUGCUACAAAUCCCCACUCAGAACACACAGGCACGUGCAACACUAGAGCGGGAAUUCAAUAAUCUUCUUAUAAGAGGAACAGAUAGAAGAUUUGAUGAUGAUGACGAUAAAAGCUUUAGACGGGCCCCAUCGUGGCGAAAGAAAUUCCGACCAAAGGAUGUGCGAGGAUUGAGCGCCGGCUCUGCGGAGACACUCCCUGCCAACUUCAGAGUCAACUCUUCAAUGUCUUCUCCUUCUAUGCAGCCAAAGAAAAUCCAGAUGGAUGGU